Penicillium canariense is the source of this 420-nucleotide messenger RNA. RefSeq lists its product as uncharacterized. Bases 1 to 420 code for a protein of 139 amino acids. The transcript is spliced from 2 exons. The record is from RefSeq and is a predicted model, not a curated record. Lineage: Eukaryota; Fungi; Ascomycota; Eurotiomycetes; Eurotiales; Aspergillaceae.
AUGCCGGAGGGCGCGAGAUUUGCUGCCUCAGCCGUCAAUCCUGAGGCGACAUCGCUGGAGGUUGUGUCCGGUCUUUUGGCCUACUGCGACUGGGAUGUGAUGUCGUGGCCCAAUGAUCCGGCCAGAGCUGUCGCCGACAGUGGGAACGCGGUCGCCCGUUCAUCUGAGCAGAGCAAUUCUGUCACGUUAUUGGGCUUGAAGCUGGAAUUUGCAGAUGGAUCACACGGCAUUGCAGUUGCGACUCACGGCUUUGUGGAUGUGAAGACAGCGCAGGAACCUAUCGCGCACAAAGAGACGAGCUGGCUGGCCAAGAACAAAUUGAUGAUCCUGAAGACGACCGCAUUGAAGGUCAAGGAAUACUUCAAGAUGGGCGCUGUCGCUGACUCGCCUUUGGAGAAAAGCGUUUGGGUUGUGCAGUGA